AUGGAACAUUUAAGCGGUCAACAAUUACUUCAACAAGCUGCCAAAUUAAUUGCUGAAAAUAAUUUAGAUGAAGCUGUUAAAAUUUUUAGUAUUCUUGUUGAAAAAUUACCUGAUGCUCAUUUACCUUUGUUGAGUAGGUGUACUUGUUUGAUUCAAUUAGAGAGAUAUGAAGAAGCAAAAAUUGAUGCUGAAAAGAUCCUUGCUUUACCAAAUAUUCCAAUUAGCGAUGAUAUAGCACCUGGAAAUACUACUUUACAUUCUGUCGGUUAUGCUCGAUUGGCAAAAUGUUAUAAAGAACUUGGUCAGAUCGAAGAAGCCGAAAAAUUAAUAAAAAAACGUCAAGAACUUGAAAAAAAAGUAGUAACCCGUAAAGAUAUUGAAAAUAUGAAUGUUAAUUCAUCUAUUGAUUCCAACGAUGAUGAUGAUAAAAUAAUAUCUGAAAAAUCUGCUGAAAAAUUAAGAUUACAAGGAAAUGAACUUUAUAAAAAACAAAAAUAUAAUGAAAGUUUAGAAAAAUAUAUGAAAGCAUUUGAAAUAGAUCCAAAUGAUUUAUUAGUUAAUUCUAAUUGUGCUCAAGCUUAUUUGAAACUUGGUAAAUUGGAUGAAGCCCUUAUUCAUGCCGAAACUUGCAUUCGUAUAGAUUCAAAAUUUGCAAAAGGAUAUUAUCGUAAAGGCUGCGUAUUACUUGAGAAAAAAAAUUUUGUCGAAUCAAUUUCCGCAUUUCAACUGGCAAAACGUUAUGGUGCUGCUAAAGAAUCUGAUUUGGAAAAGAAGAUUGAAUUUGCAAAUAAACAAAUUAAGCAACAAAGCAAAAAUGUUUCUAAUGAUACUUUUCGUAUUUUUUUAUCUAGAUUUAGGUUAUCCUCAUUCACUAUUACUGCAUUAGUGGUGGUUUUGAUUUCUAUAAUCGCUUGGUUUUUCUUUGACAUCUCUGUCUUUAAUUACUUUAAAGAUUUCUUUUAUUGGUUAUUGAAUUCUUAUUUUGGUGAUAUUUGGUAA
Messenger RNA from Dentiscutata erythropus, 999 nucleotides. The record is from the annotation of a GenBank genome assembly. Lineage: Eukaryota; Fungi; Glomeromycota; Glomeromycetes; Diversisporales; Gigasporaceae.